GGUCUAUUUAAUAAACCAAUCUUUUUCUUCCUUCGACUCGAUUCUGCAUUCUGAGCUCGGAUCCCAUCUCUCACAGCUAUGACAGAGGUUACGAGAAUGAAGCUAAAGGUUGUUAAUCUAGGGUGUAAACGCUGCUACAAGAAGAUCAAGAAACUGCUCUGUAAAUUUCCUGAAAUACGAGACCAGACUUUCAUUGAGAAGGAAGACACCGUGAUAAUCAAAGUAGUAUGCAGCUACCCUGAGAUGAUCAGAACGAAGCUUAUCUGCAAAGGUCGCGAUAUCAUCAAGUGUAUCGAGGUUAUACCACCGCCACCACCACCGCCACCGCCACGGCCACGGACACCGCCACCGCCACCUCCACCGCCACCGCCACCUCCACCUCCACCGCCACCGCCACCUCCACCUCCACCGCCACCUCCAGUACCAGGGUAUCCAGUAUUCAUCUAUCCAAUUAAAGUGUGCUGUAAGUCAUGCUAUGAGGGACAUGGUGGUGGCCCCUGCCACCAUGGAUGUGGGAUUCCGCACCAACCACCAUCUUAUGAUGGCUGGGUUUCUGGGUGUCGCUGUGACAGAAGCUAUGGUUGCCGCUGUGAAUUCCUUAGUGAAGAAAAUCCCAUAUGCACCAUCAUGUGAAUCAUACUCCAUCGUGAUUGUCGUUGUCUAGUUUCUUUAGUUCCCCUUCUCAGUUGGGUGUUGAGUCGGUGAUCAGUUCUUUUCGGUUCCUUUCUCGUCCACAACAUAAAGGUUGCAUAGGCCAAUAAUAUUUGUGGACUAAUAGAUGUUGAUUUGCUUAUAAUUCACUUAAAAAGGAGAAUAAAAAGAUUAUCAAAA
This is a messenger RNA of Vitis vinifera (wine grape), 831 nucleotides long. Its product is annotated as mulatexin. Gene Ontology annotation, molecular function: metal ion binding. Gene Ontology annotation, biological process: regulation of defense response to fungus. The transcript is spliced from 3 exons. Bases 79 to 633 code for a protein of 184 amino acids. Lineage: Eukaryota; Viridiplantae; Streptophyta; Magnoliopsida; Vitales; Vitaceae. The record is from RefSeq and is a predicted model, not a curated record.